UUUAUUAACCAGAAGGUGGAGAGCAAGUGAGAGAACGAGCUAGAGAGAGAGAGAAAUGGCGUCGGCGCUGAGAGGAGCCAUCCUUCGUCACAUUCGAGUUCCAAUAGCUGAAACUCAAACCCUAAAUGGGUCAAAGUUGAGCCUUUGUAGCUUCAAUCGGUCGAUGUCCUCCCAUGGCGAUGAUCAUCUGACCAAGGAUCAAGUAACCCAAAGAGUUCUAGACGUCGUCAAGAGUUUCCCCAAACUCGAUCCUUCUCAGGUAACACCUGAUGUUCAUUUCCAGAAGGAUCUAGGUUUAGACAGCCUGGACACAGUGGAAAUUGUAAUGGCUCUUGAAGAGGAGUUCAAGCUAGAGAUUCCAGAUAAAGAAGCUGAUAAGAUUGAUUCCUGCACUCUUGCAAUUGAGUAUAUCUAUAACCAUCCAAUGUCUAGUUAAAGUUAAAAAGUCUACAAUUUCCCAUCCUUCAAUUGUCGUCCAUAACAUGGCGAAUCAAAACGAUGUUUGUCCUGCCAUUUUCUGUUCACAUUUUUCUACUGCUCAUAGUCUUUUGACUGGAGAAUAAGUAGUUUGUUAAAACAUUAACUGCUUUUGAUCAGCAUGUUUUAUGAAACAAUUUGAUUUGAUUGU
Impatiens glandulifera is the source of this 628-nucleotide messenger RNA. Its product is annotated as acyl carrier protein 1, mitochondrial. Bases 56 to 436 code for a protein of 126 amino acids. Gene Ontology annotation, biological process: fatty acid biosynthetic process. The record is from RefSeq and is a predicted model, not a curated record. Gene Ontology annotation, cellular component: mitochondrion. Lineage: Eukaryota; Viridiplantae; Streptophyta; Magnoliopsida; Ericales; Balsaminaceae. The transcript has 2 exons. Gene Ontology annotation, molecular function: acyl binding; acyl carrier activity.